AUGGUCUCGUCCCAGUCAAAAUUUGGGUCCAGUUUAGCUACUUUGGUCAUCAGAGCCAAUGUAGACGGUUUGAGAAUUAUCAUCUACUCUUUAUAUCACCAUAUUGCAACUCUGGCCGAGUCUGCAAAGGCAGGUGUGGAACAAACAGGUACCAAGGCCGAAAUCUACCAGGUUGCUGAGACGUUGCCAGAUACCAUUCUGCAGAAAUUGCAUGCUCCUCCUAAGAAAGAUUACCCUGUGAUCACCGCGGACGUCUUGAAGGAGUACGAUGGGUUCUUGUUUGGUAUCCCAACCAGAUUCGGUAACUACCCUGCCCAAUUUAAGGCAUUUAUCGAUUCUAUCGGAGGUCUGUGGGCUGCAGGUACUUUAUACCACAAACCGUUUGGUGUUUUUGUUUCUACAGGUACCGGUGGGGGUAACGAAACUACCGCAGUCAACUCCUUGUCUACCUGGGUCCAUCAGGGUAUGAUCUACGUUCCUUUGGGAUACGCAGCCGCAUUCCCGCAAUUGACCAACUUGAACGAGGUUCACGGCGGUUCUCCAUGGGGAGCAGGUACUAUUGCUGGAGCUGACGGAUCUAGACAAGUUACUCCAUUAGAGCUGGAGAUUGCAAAAAUCCAGGGAACCGAAUUUGCCAAGGCAAUUGAGAAGUUCUGA
Molecule: messenger RNA, 657 nt
Organism: Ogataea philodendri
Lineage: Eukaryota; Fungi; Ascomycota; Pichiomycetes; Pichiales; Pichiaceae
Exons: 2
Coding region: 1-657 (218 amino acids)
Molecular function (GO): NAD(P)H dehydrogenase (quinone) activity; FMN binding
Source: RefSeq, a predicted model, not a curated record